GUUCUCCGACCUCCAACUCCAAGACGGCACUCCCGCCCCCUCAGACCACUCGCUACAUACAGAGACGAGACAGCCAAAAACCGCCUCUCUCUCGUUGUCUUCUUCCUCCCUCCAAUUCCCCCCCUCUUUCUCCCUCCAAAACCCUAAAACAGUUUCACUGGACUGAAAAUCCCAGAAAUGCCGCCAUCGCUGCCCUCCGUCGAGCUCCCUCCUCCUCCUCCUCCUCCUCCUCGCACGGUGGACCGCCGGAUCUGGCAAUCCUGUGCUGGUUCCUUUGUCCAAAUCCCCUCCGUCAAUUCUAGGGUCUACUAUUUCCCUCAGGGCCACCUCGAGCAGUCUUCUUCUUCGUCUUCAUCGCCUUCUCCUUUCCCUCCUUCCAUCUCCUCUCUCGUCCUCUCCCGCCCUAUGAUCCUCUGCCGCAUUUCCUCCGUUCAGUUCCUCGCCGAUCCUGUCACCGACGAGGUCUACGCCAAGCUCCACCUCCUCCCUCUCGAUCAUCCUUCUUCUUGUUCCUCUUCCCUCGGCGCGCCUUUGCCUCUCUUCCAACAUCCCGAGGAAGACAGGAUUAUGGCCUACGCCAAGGUUCUAACCGCUUCCGAUGCUAAUAACGGCGGGGGAUUCUCCGUCCCGAGGUUCUGUGCCGACUCCAUAUUCCCGCCGUUGAACUACGAAGCCGACCCUCCCGUCCAAACCCUAACCGUCACGGACGUCCACGGGACCCGCUGGGACUUCCGCCACAUCUACCGGGGGACUCCCCGUCGCCACUUGCUCACGACUGGAUGGAGCAAGUUUGUGAACAACAAGAAGCUGAUCGCCGGCGACUCCGUCAUAUUCAUGAGGAGCGCGCAGGGCGAGAUGUUCAUCGGAGUUCGCAGGUCGGCCAGGUUUAGCAAUGCUGCCAAUUUCGCCAGGUGGCGCGAGCAUUUUGGUACCGGGGAGGAGGCCAAAGUCAAGCUCAAGGAGGACGGUGGCGCCAGGACCAGUGCCAGAGGGAUGCUGACACAUGAAGCCGUUGCAGAGGCGACGGAGCUGGCUGCACGGGGUUUGCCGUUUGAAGCUGUGUAUUACCCUAGAUCAUGGUCGUUUUCGGAUUUCGUGGUCAGUGCUGAUGUCGUCGAGGCUGCUCUCGGUAUGUUUUGGUCCGCCGGGACCAGAGUUAAGAUGGCCGUCGAAUCAGAAGACCUGUCAAGGGCUACAUGGUUUCAAGGCACAGUUGCUUCAGCUGUGGUUCCAGGUUGCGGGCCAUGGCAGGGAUCUCCUUGGAGAAUGCUUCAGUGUUUGGGCAUUUUGUGGUCAGCACCUGAAAUGCUGCUAAGGGAGAUUAAGUGGGAUGAACCUGAAGUUCUACAGAGUGCGCAGAGAAUCAGCCCUUGGCAAGUGACAUUUGUUUCAACAAAUUCAUCUUUCCAAUCUGGGAUUCCGGCACCAAAGAAAUUGAGAUAUCCAGACAAGUCCGAGUUGCUGAUGGAUGAUGGAGAGGGAGAUCUCCGCUUUCCUAUGUCAGGACUAGCUAAUUCAACAAUGGGUCCACCAUUGUUGAAUUUCAACAAUUUUCCUGCUGGCAUGCAGGGAGCCAGGCAAAAUGAUACAUUUCCCACCUUUGGUUUAUCCAACUGCGUGACUGAAAAUAGUGGUCUUCAGAUAUCUGGCGCAACUACUUCUUUCACAAAUGUUAUGAUGCCUAAGGUUGGGAGCUUGUCAACUGAGCUGAACAUUGGUAGCUCACAAUCUGACAACUUAUCACCAGACAGUCACAGUAGCAUGCAGUCUUUUGGCACUGAAAUUUUGGGUAAUCAAGGCUGCACUUCUGCAAAUUGUGGCACUAUUAGCUCAUUUCAGCUAUUUGGUCAAAUCAUUCAUUUCAAUCAGCCAGUUGAAAGAAGUUCUGAUGAUGUAAGCUGCAUGGAAGAUCAAAAUGCUGAAGACUGCACCAAAGAUGGUCAGAGUGUUAACCAUCUCCUCGACCUGUCAUUGGCUUCCUCUUACACUGAACUUCUCAGUCGGAUAGAUGUCCAGUACCAAAGAAGUGGAGCUGUUGACGCAUAUGAACGAGUCAUCGUGUAAUUGAUGUCAAGCCGCCAUAUGAGUAGCUGUACAGGUGAAGUUUGUUUCCUACUUCAGUCGUCUUAUAUCACAUUGAAUCUACACUGGUUCCGCACAUAGUUAAUAAAUAACGCUCGUUAACUGGAGGACUAUAAUCUAAGCUGUUUUUUUUUUAAAUCUUUUGGUUCUUUACACUGUUCUUUUGUCCCCUGAUUCACCAAAAUCCGAGGCACAAUUGCAGGCCAUAACUAGGGCAUUUGAGCAUUUGUCAUUUUCUUUUUAGUAUCGUGUAGAUUGUCAAGUUACUUCUUCCAUACCUCUGAAUCCAUGCGUUGGAGUAUGAUGGAUGGAACUCUCUUGUUGUAAGUGAUUGGUCUCGUUGUUAACGUCACAAUCUUUUAUCAGAAUCAUCAGCUAGGUUUUAUAUGUGUGUUUUCGUUGAGGCUAAUGCGCAUGGGCUUUUUAACUGCUUGGUUCUCCUAUUACUUGUCUUGCUAAUGCCACCAUUCUUAUGAACUCACUAUGGCAGGUAUGAUUGAUCCAGCGGGCGGGCAGGCAGGCAGGCACUACCUCUGGCAGUAGUAACUGGUGUACGAACGGGGACUCCAAGCUUUCGCUUCCUUUUCUUUUUCGACCCUAAUCGAUCCACUAGCUGUAUGCAGACACUUUGAGGGACUGAUACAUUUGCUUAACUACAGUUGGAUACAGCAGGUUAUGCGUGUUUGUUUGUUCAAAACAGGAAGUAGUAUUGUGUUGUUGGUCUGUUUAUUGAUGUGGUUCCUUUGUACAAGUGCUGCCUCCCCUUUCGUUUAUCAGACUUUUCUCUCGAAAGGAGGACGAGGUCGAGAGGGUUAAACACAAACCCUUCUAUCAUGUUGGCUGAAUUUUACUCUUUUUCUAGUCUGGCACAUUGAGGAUGAAGAAGGAUUUGGAUUGCUUAAAAUUUAG
Linum tenue is the source of this 2991-nucleotide messenger RNA. Lineage: Eukaryota; Viridiplantae; Streptophyta; Magnoliopsida; Malpighiales; Linaceae. The record is from the annotation of a GenBank genome assembly.